Pochonia chlamydosporia 170 is the source of this 516-nucleotide messenger RNA. Its product is annotated as carbonic anhydrase domain-containing protein. The transcript has 2 exons. Bases 1 to 516 code for a protein of 171 amino acids. The record is from RefSeq and is a predicted model, not a curated record. NCBI's taxonomy places the organism in Eukaryota, Fungi, Ascomycota, Sordariomycetes, Hypocreales, Clavicipitaceae. Gene Ontology annotation, molecular function: zinc ion binding; carbonate dehydratase activity.
AUGGGUUCAGAGCUUGAUAAAGUGGUCAUCGAAAAUAACAAAAAGUUCGCCGGCACUUUCAAUAGCGAUGGCUUGGAUAUACAUCCUGCCCGCAAAGUCGUCAUCAUCACAUGCAUGGAUUGUCGUCUCGAUCCCAUCGCCUUUUGUGGCUUCAAAGUCGGCGAGGCUACCGUAAUCCGCAAUGCAGGCGCAUACGCUGAAGAUGCUGCCCGCUCCGUGUUACUGACGACACACGUCCUGGGUGCAGAGGAUAUUUACAUCAUCAAGCACACCGAUUGUGGUUUGAUUGGAGUCUCUACUGAGGCCGGCCAUAGCAUUAUCAAGAAGAAUUUGGGCUUAACAGAGUCUGAAGACGUGGACAAGUUUCCUAUUCUUGGCAUUGAUAAUUUGGAAAAGUCUCUUGAGCAGGCGGUUGAGUACAUGCGGAAACAUCCUCUGUUGAUGAAACGUAUUCGUAUUACUGGGUGGAUUUAUGAUACUGAUUCCGGGAUUUUGAGCAAGGUUAUUAACGCAUGA